AUUUGCGUUUCAGCUGCGCGACGGAAGGGAGCCGUUAUUUAUAUUUUUGUGUUUUUAAAGAGAAAAAGAAAAAAAAAAAACAACACAUGGACUUUGCGGUGGAGAUUAUUUUAGUUUCUUUAUAAUCUUUAGUUAUAUUAGGUUUGGAAAUGUUGAAAAGCAAUGGGAAGAAGACGGCCGUCUCCGUGGGCAGCGCGGCGUUUGUGUGCCUGCUGCUGCUCCUGGUCGCCGUGCAGCAUCACCGGGUGCACGUGGCUCCGGAGUCGGAUGGAGAGGAGGCGAGGACGCGGCCUCCCCCGCGAGACGCCGCGCCGGAGGAGAGGGAGGAGGGAGGGGACGCGCGGCCCGGGGGCGCGGGCGACAAGAAGGGGUUCUCGGCGUACUUCACCAAGCUGACGCGCGGACGCAGGGACGCGGAGGGUCCCGCGCGCCCCUCCGCCGCCGCCGCCGCCGCCGAGCCGCCUCCGGCAGAGGACCUCAGCGCCGAUGACGUCUUCAUCGCCGUGAAGACCACCAAGAAGUUCCACCAGUCCAGGCUGAACCUGCUGCUGGACACGUGGAUCUCCAGAAACGCGCAACAGACGUACAUCUUCACAGAUGGAGAAGACGAGGAGCUGAAGAAGAAAGUUGGGAGUCGUGCAAUCAACACCAACUGCUCUGCAGCCCACAGCCGACAAGCUCUGUCUUGCAAGAUGGCGGUGGAGUACGACAAGUUCAUAGAGUCCGGGAAGAAGUGGUUUUGCCACGUGGAUGACGACAACUACAUGAACGUCCGGACUCUGGUGAAGCACCUGUCCCAGUACCCCCACACCCAGGACAUGUACAUUGGUAAACCCAGUCUGGACCGGCCCAUAGAGGCCACCGAGCGGUUCGGGGACAACAAGAUGAAACCAGUCAACUUCUGGUUUGCUACCGGAGGCGCAGGCUUCUGCGUGAGUCGGGGUCUGGCGCUGAAGAUGAGCCCGUGGGCCAGCGGCGGCCACUUCAUGAACACGGCGGAGAAGAUCCGUCUGCCCGACGACUGCACCGUCGGCUACAUCAUCGAGUCGGUGCUGAAGGUUCCCCUGACCCGCAGCAACCUGUUCCACUCCCACCUGGAGAACCUGCAGCAGGUGUCGAGAUCUGAGAUUCACAAGCAGAUCACCCUCAGUUAUGGGAUGUUCGAAAACAAAAGCAACAUCAUCAGCUUGAAAGGGGCUUUUACUGUGGAGGAGGAUCCAUCCAGGUUCAGGUCUGUGCACUGUCUGCUGUACCCAGACACCCCCUGGUGCCCCCCUCAGGUUGCCUUCUAGGGACGACCGCUCCUCCCUCAUCCUCGUCCCCCAUCGCGCCUCGGUAUCUGAAAGGCUCGUGGGGACCAGUGUUCGGUAUCGGACCGCGCGGCUGCUGCCUUCUCGCUGCAGCGAUCGCGGUCUUUAAUAGUUUUACUGGGCUGCUGUGCGGCCUCAUUUCGGGACGAUUUCCUCCUGGCCUGAGCCAUGACCUCGCCCCACAAUGCCCGGGCGGAGGCCUGCGGCUCCGGGCAGGAAGUAGCUGUCAGCAUCAAGCUUUGCAGGCGAUACGUCGAGCUUCGUGUUGUAUAUGUUGCUUGUAAAUGAAUCUGCAAUUCUCAUAGAAUGUAUUCUCUCAUAUUGAAGCCUUCGCGCCAGCUUUAUUAACCUGUUUAGCUUUUGGAAGUUUAAAGCCGUGAUAGUCUGCAUGUGUGGGCUGUUUGGCUUUUAACAUUGGGUUUACUUUAGGUCUUUUAACUCCGAUGACUCCGGAUAAACGCUCUAAUAUGAAGAUGUUGUGUUUUUUAAGUUAACAGUGUUAUUUCUGCCGUAACCCUGAGCUGGCUGAGAGCAGGUUCGCUUCCUUUGGAGACCUAAUCUGAGGUAUAUCAGGACAAAGCACUUUUACCUUAUGACCUAAUUUAUGUCUUUUCAUGACAUGCUUCAGAUUCGUGUCCAAACUAACAGAGAAUAACCCCUCAGAAUCUCACCAUUUUGUAUUUAAAGACUCUCAUUGCAUUGGUUACAAUCAGGGAAUCGUAAUGAGUGGACAAGAUUUCGACCUGGGGUUACAAUCAGCUUUUGAAUCGCUUUCGUAAAUGUAUAUGUGUUCGCUGAAAGAUUGCACAGUUGAGUUUUAUAUGAGCUGACGUUCGCUCCUGGGUCGACUCCCGCGUCCGGCGCUGCAACAGGCGCUUUAAAUUCCAGUAAAAGAAAAAAACGGCGGCGUCCACGUAACAGGCUGUGUGUAACCUGAGCCUCCGUCUGUAAUAGUUUGCACAGGAGCCUAACGAGGCCGUCUGAUCCCGCCCUUCUCGUUAUUAACGCCAACGUGCUGUGUUUACACACAACAGCGCCUAUUUACUGUUGAGACCCGUGACGUGGGAAACGAACAGGAGCAACGUCAGCGUUUCCACACGGAGGUGUUCCUUCACCUCCGUGUCGCCUCUCACCCACAUUGGGUCGCGCUGUACAUCUGAAUCACAGUAUUGUGUACUGUGUUUAGUGACUGUAUAUGUUUAGAUUGUGCUUAAAUACGCUGUUAAUGACUCGGAUGUGCUUUUUUUGUACUGCUUUGAAUGACUGUGGUGUUUAUUCUCCAGUAUCUGGAGGCUUUGAACAGUUCAUUCCCAAUUCGGACUUCUCAGGGAUUAUGAGCUGAUCCUGGUGUUACCCACUGUGGGACCCGCUGUGGGACCUGAACUUUAAAUAAAGGUGCAUAACCUGA
Molecule: messenger RNA, 2718 nt
Organism: Betta splendens (Siamese fighting fish)
Lineage: Eukaryota; Metazoa; Chordata; Actinopteri; Anabantiformes; Osphronemidae
Gene: lfng
Product: LFNG O-fucosylpeptide 3-beta-N-acetylglucosaminyltransferase
Exons: 8
Coding region: 150-1292 (380 amino acids)
Biological process (GO): regulation of Notch signaling pathway; pattern specification process
Cellular component (GO): Golgi membrane
Molecular function (GO): O-fucosylpeptide 3-beta-N-acetylglucosaminyltransferase activity
Source: RefSeq, a predicted model, not a curated record